Oryza sativa Japonica Group (Japanese rice) is the source of this 2040-nucleotide messenger RNA. RefSeq lists its product as uncharacterized. The record is from RefSeq and is a predicted model, not a curated record. Lineage: Eukaryota; Viridiplantae; Streptophyta; Magnoliopsida; Poales; Poaceae.
GGACGCGCUGUCCGGGACGGCCGAGCCCGGCGGCGGGCUGUCGUGGAAAGGCCGCAGCGUGAGCCCGCGCAAGGCGAGGCAACUCAAGCAGAAGCACCGGAGGAGCUACUUCUACCUCCUCUCCUCCGACCCCUAGCCCAAGUACCGGAUGGGGCAGUCCUGCCGCAAGAACAAGCGCAAGGAGCUCAGCAAUGGCAAGUAGACGGCGCCGGAAGAGCAGCGCGGCGACGUCGAGGAACUCGCCUGGAGUCAGAAGGGGCAGCAAGAUGGAUCGGAUUGCACCGACGACGGCCAGGCGGACAUGGACGGCGAGGAUACUGGUGGUCAGUAUGUGAUCAGGUACGAGAAGGACGGCGAGAUGGAGAGGGUGCUCGAGAGGCAGGCCGAGCUGAUCGGCCAGUAUGAGGCGGAGGAAGAAGCUCAGAGGCAGUGGGAGAAGCAGUUCAACGAGAAUCGGAGCUCAGCCAAGGUUCAUGUUGAGGCAGAGAAUAAGGCGUGCCAGAUAGAAAAUGGUUGGGAGCAGAGCAAGGAGCAUGCUAGGCUCGCGGAUCAAGCGGUACAUUGCAACGAAGAGGCAAAACCAGGCGUUAAAAAUCACCCCAGCGCCAGCAACAACCGCUCUGCUGGCCUUCUGUUGAAUGAUUCCCUUCCUGAAUCACACGCAUCAGGACAAGAAGCUGCUGCCGACCAACGUGACGCGCACGAGGAGCAUCACGACCACUGUCAUGCACAGUCUCAAGGAAGCUCUAAUGUCGCCGGCACAAUGACAGGGAAGAAUCAAGAACAAGGAAACGAGAAUCCGGAUGGAUGUUCAAGCUACUGUGACAUCAAAGCGCCAUCAGAUGGAAGCCCGUCAAUGAGUGAUGCCACCCUGAACAGCAAGGUCUCUGACUGGAGCUCAUCAAGCUUCCAUGACCAUGGCGACAACCAGGUCGAUGCAGGGCCAGAUCAACAGCCAACAAGCAACAUGGACAUAGAGAGUGUUCUUCAGGCACUUCAGCUUGCCAGGAUUUCCCUGAGUCAGAAGCUGAGCAAGCCAGUUCCACCCAGCCAGGUGACGCUGGCGCUUCCUGCACCAGGGGACGAUGAACAUUCAGAAGACGACGGCUACUCCCCCGUCGACGACGAGUUCACUUCUGCAAGAGAUGAGCUCUGCAGCUCAAGCCAAUCUCCUGAGCAGGAGAUACUGGCUCUCCCUGCACCAGAGGACUACCAUGACAGGGAGAAUUUGCCUGUCAAUGACGACGCUACCAUUUCACUGACAGAGGAACAGACCAGUUCAAGCCCACACCGGCAGGAGAUCCUGGCUCUCCCGGCUCCGGUAGAUGAUUACCACAGAGAGAUAGUGGAUGACAUCAAGAUACCUAUCUGCAUUGCCGGGUUGUUUCGGUUGCCAACAGACUCAUUUCCAAAGGACGAGACGCUCUCAACUUGCAGCAUUUGCUUGAUAUCCUUGCAUAAACCGGAGGAAGAUCGGAUUAUACACGUUCUCUUGGAUUCGAUACCUUUGGAAUACUCCGUAGGGGAAGUGCUACAUCGGUAUAUUCGUGCGCUUGUGGAUUUUAUCUGUGAUUGUAAGAAAUACCAACAGCGCCCUACUCGUCGUCGCUCCCGGUCGCUGCGAACCCAUCACCCAAUGCCACAGCUGCCCCCACCGCCGCCUACAUGCCCAGGUGCGGUACCCGUUGCCUGGUCAGGCUGGGGGAUGACGUUGGAGAACGACCCUUCAUCGGUGUUGUGGUGGCCGUGUCGGCAUCCUCCGCGACAUCCUUGUCAUUGCUCCUGGUCGCUGCGGACCUGUCACCCGGUGUCGCGGCCAACCCCACCGCCACCUCCAUGCCCAAGCAUCGCAUCAAGCCGCUAGCCUGCAAUUUAUGAACAAUUUAUCAUGUGCAUACCUUUUUGACAUGUGGCUUCGAUUGUUGGAAUGAUCAGAUGAACGAUGAGAUUGCUUUUGUGUAGAGCACUCUAUGUAAUUUAACUGUGGGAAUAUAUACGUGCAUUGAUAUGUGAAGAAAAUGCAUGAAGUUGAAUUGAUGA